AUGGCGUCGAGCCUCCAGACCCGGGUCGUCAAAAGACCGCCUGCUCGCCAAGCUACAACGACUGCGCCCGUCCACGAAUUUAUCUGCCUCUUCACUCACGACUUGAAGCGAAAGAACCAGAAAAGAUGGCAAGAUGGGAAGCUAAAAUUCCACACCUACAACAAGCGGAUAGUUGUGCACGAUAACAAGGGAAACCAUAUUGGCGACAGCCAUUGGCCAGGAAAUCAGGAAGACAUGGUUGAUGGCGAAGAGUUCACACUGGACCGAGGAUCUGCUCUCGUGCAAGUAUGUGAGCAAGUCGGGACGACUGAGCAUGACUUGGGCGAACUGGUGGACAAGAGGGUCAAGGAAGUCGAGGCCCGGAGAAUGAGAAUAGCAGCCCAGCCUUCGAACGCGAGCCACCCGCACCAAACGCCCCGACCGACCGACAACGUGCAGUUUCAGCGCCCGCUAAGUGCGAUCAUGACCCCAAGCCGAAUCGGGAGGUCUGUCAUGCCACGCCAAUCGCCCUACGAGGUUCGUCGAUCCGAGCAGCAGGAACAAGAGCAAGAUGCGACCGAAAGACCUGCGAAGAGACGAAAGCGAAGCGUGUCGCCCCCGGUGAAGAGUGGUCAUGCGCGGGGAUUGUUUGGUACGCAACUUUGUUUUUCGAAUCCGUCGGCUAGUACGUCGGUAGCACGGAUCCGGGCCCUGCGAGAUCAAGCGGCAAUCAGGCGGGAGCAACAGAAGGAGCGAUUGGUCUCAUCAGUCGAGGAGGAACCCUCAUCCGAGAAUAUUAUACUAGAAAAGCCUCGGGAAGAUGAAGAGGAGCUUGGUCAGGUUUCCGCGGACACGUCAGAUGCUCAUGCGAGGAAGGUUGGUGGUCCAGAGCCUGAACGGGCUACCGCCACCAAACAAGCCCGCUUACGGUUGAAGUCGCUCAAUAUUCAAGCCAAACGAAAGGUUCAAAAUACGGACGCGACAUGGGGGGUUCCUAAUGUGGCCACCAAUGUUAAUCCUUGGGACCCAGAGCCAUGUCAAGAAGAUAUACCUCCACGAAAGAAGCCUCGCCCAAUUGAAGCGACUGGGCCAUCAGAAACCGAAGAAACGGAGCCUCCCAAUACCUCAGUUCUACAAAAUCGUGCUCCAAAUAGAUUGGCCCCGACCAAGCUUUCCAGGGCCACUCCUUCGCUUCAUUCGAUUACGAAAAGAGUUGAAGAACAAGAGGACGAAGUGGUUUGCCUUGAGGCAAGACCGAAAGCUACAAGGCCAACCAAAUCGGCGACUAAACCGACCAAGAAAACACAGCCAACUGUCAAAUCCGGCGAUGAAGCACCCAAAACUGACCAACUCAAGACCACAAAACGCUUGCCUACAGUCCAAAGCCAGGAUUUUCCGAUCGCUGUGGAUGACGAGUCCGAACCCACACCCGACAAACCUCAACCACGCACCGCGCUACGAAUCAAAGCGAGAAGGAAAAGGGGUUUGAUGAUGUUGGCAGAAAAGAAGGCAGCUCCCAAGCCGGUCGAGCGCUCUCCAAGCCCACCGCCGCCUAAGGACAAAGAUGAUCUACCAGCCGGGGAAGAGAGCUUUGAGCAGUGGCUUGGCGAAGAACUUCCCAUGGAUGACAGUGAAAGUAAUCUUGCCACGGAAUAUUCCAACGAGUGCACUGAAGUCGAGAAGGCCCCAGAAGAGAAAGAGACGGACGGUACCCGGAAGCCCUCCCAAGUUGACACGGCGGCCAGUUCAGAGCAGGAGGAAAAACAAUCUACGCCGGAGCCUGACCGUACCGAGGAAAUCGCAAAGAUUUCAACAGAAGAUGAGAUCUGGCCUACAGAAGAUGAAAUCCAGCCUCCGGAAGUAGAUGACCAAGAUUUGGAAGACGCAAUCGCACACGCGGAGAAGGAGGAACCAAAACCCCAAUUAGACACAACAAGCGAUCCUGACCCGGACAUAGCCAGCCAUGCUGUCCAACUUGAGCACAGGGAAGCUCAAGAUUCCGCCUUCUGUUCUUUGGACGAGAGCGACGCGUCACAACCACAACGGACGAGAAGAGAGAAGCAACCACGAGCUAAAAGGGCGCCAAAAGAAGGCCCGCCAAAAGAAAUGCCACAGAGUAGCCCAGAGUGGAACAAUGUCGAUUCAGAAGAGAGCGACGAGCCACAACCACGACGAACGAGAAAAGAGAGACAACCACGAGCUGAGAGCCCGCCAAAAGAAAUGCCGCAGAGUAGCCCAGAGUGGAAUAAGGACGAUUCAGAAAACAGCGACGAUUGGCAGGGGCCAGCUCCAACAACCAAGCAACAGGUUCGCACCAGGGCGGCUCCGGCGAGAAGUAAGAAGCAAAACCAGGCAAAGUCCACAGGUCCUCAAAUCACGAGAAUGUCGCGUAAGAGCAUCAAAAGCAAGGAGAUAAUUGGGUUCAAACUACCAAGUGAGAACAAUUCAAUUCCAAACGCAUAUGUCUCUGCCGUUGGCCGUAUCGGUUUUCAGGAAGAUGUUCCCUCAGCCACCUUGCAUCGGGCAUUGUCCUUAGAGGGUGAAUCCCCACCCGUUGAGCAGCAGACCAUCAAAAGACAUGAACCGCCAAGGCUAGUGCGCCAGCAGAGCGAUCCGCAACCCAAAGGCCGGCUGGUUAAUCCGGCCACCCGAGGGAAGAAGGCAGCCAGCAAAGCGGACGCUGCAGGCCAGAUACUUCAAACACUGGUGCCAUUCGAUCCCGUCACUCGUCCCAUAGGCGCCCCUGUGUUGGUGAAAGAGAGAAAGAAAGUAGCAGCUCCUGAAGCUGCUCCAUCUCGUGACAGCAAAGGGCCCGCGCGGACACUCCCAGGGUUCAGCAAGGCGAAUGGGGGUGCUUGGAGCAGACAUGCGGAAGACCUUCUUGGAAUGACACGGCCAAACACCAGCGGCCCAUCACGGAUUUAA
Messenger RNA from Clonostachys rhizophaga, 2904 nucleotides. The record is from the annotation of a GenBank genome assembly. NCBI's taxonomy places the organism in Eukaryota, Fungi, Ascomycota, Sordariomycetes, Hypocreales, Bionectriaceae.